AUGGUAGCAAUGCCGCAGGCAAGUGGUGAGGACGUGGAGGAGCUGAAUAUAACAGUCGCGGUGCGUUGCAGGGGACGUAACGAAAGAGAGAUCAAAGCUAAGAGCUCAGUGGUUGUUUCUGUACCAGACGUUACAGGAUCUAAUGAAGUCUCGAUCAAUACUACUGGAGAUGUUGGAAUUACGGCUCAGAUUAAUUCCAAGACUUACACAGUUGAUGAAGUAUUUGGACCUAGUGCCAAUCAGAGCCUCGUUUUCCAAAAGAUAGCUGAACCUCUGUUUGCAGAUUUUAUUAAGGGUUACAAUUGCACGGUGCUUGUGUAUGGGAUGACAUCUACUGGUAAGACUUACACGAUGACAGGUGAUGAGAAACUGUAUGAUGGGGAGUUGAGUGAAUCUGCGGGCAUCAUUCCACGAAUCUUAUUCAAACUAUUUGAGACUUUGGAACUACAAAAAGAGGAUUAUGUAGUCAAAUGUUCUUUUGUCGAGUUGUACAACGAAGAGUUGAAAGAUUUAUUGGGAGAUUCACAGGAGAUAGCUUCGUCUCGUAAAUUGAGGAUAUUUGAUUCCAAUACGAUGAGUGCAGCUACAAACUCAAUGAGUACUGGCAAUAGUACAAAGAAUUCGAGAAAUAAUUCUCCUAGAUCUUCUUCAGAGCUACCGACAGCUACUUUUCUAAGGAAACGCUGGAAAACGGCACCAUCUGUAACUCAGUCCCAUCAAAAUUCACAGGAUCAAAAUGCUGGCAUUUACAUACAGAAUUUACAGGAUUUCCAUAUCACCAACGCCAAGGAGGGUAUCAAAUUACUACAAAAGGGCUUGAAACAUAGACAAGUGGCUACCACUAAGAUGAAUGACUUCUCGAGCAGAUCGCACACGAUCUUUACAAUAACUCUGUAUAAAGAGUACAAUGGCGAGAUUUUCCGAGUCUCAAAGAUGAACCUGGUCGAUCUCGCAGGUUCAGAGAAUAUAAGUCGAUCAGGGGCUCAACAUCAACGUGCUAAGGAGGCUGGUUCCAUCAAUCAAAGUCUCUUAACCUUGGGGAGAGUCAUCAACUCAUUAACGGAUAAGAGUUUGCACGUUCCAUUCAGGGAGUCAAAAUUAACGCGACUCUUACAGGAUUCGCUUGGUGGUAAUACGAAGACAGCUUUGAUUGCAACAAUAUCUCCUGCCAAGAUCAAUUCGGAAGAGACUUGCAGUACGUUGCAAUACGCAGCCAAGGCUAAAAACAUUAAGAAUAAACCGCAAUUGGGGUCCGUGAUAAUGAAAGAUAUCUUGGUUAAAAAUAUCACAGGUGAGUUGGCCAAGAUCAAAGCUGAUUUGUUAUCAACGAAAUCAAAGGAGGGCAUAUACAUGAGUCAGGAUAAUUACAAAGAACUCACAAAUGAUCUUGAGAGUUACAAGACAGAAGUAAAGGAGUGUAAAAGAGCCAUUGAAACGUUAACCUCACAAAAUACUCUUUUGCUCAAGGAUAAGAAGGCAUCGAACGAAGUCAAUGACUUACAAAGAAUUAAGUUACAGAAUAUGAGAGAUGCAAUGAGUGAUUUGUACUCAAAAGCUGAAAAGCAGAACAAAAGGGAGCAAAAUUUGGUCGCUACGGCUUCUACACUCAAGACAACCGUAGGAACUAUGCAAAGUAUCAUAAAAGAGCAUGAAAGGCGUGAAAGAGAUAUUGAGUCAAAGAUGGGUGAUUUAUUCAAUAAUGAGUUUGCGCGAGUCAAGCAAACGAUUCUCAGCAAUAUUAGAGACAUAGAGCAACAAAUUGACUGGGAAAAUAUUGGUGUGCAAGGAAAUAUCGACUCAAUUAGAGGAGAAAUUUCAAAGCUACUAGAAAGGGCACAACAGCAAACAGACGAUAUGUACAAAGACUGUGUGGAGAAGAUACUAGAUGAGACCCCAGGACAUUUUCAAUUAGCUGCUGAGAAGGUUUCUGAAGUUGAAAAGCUGAUCGCAACGUGUCACAGAGAUUUAACAGAAAAUUUGUCUGACGUAAGCGAAGAGUUUAAUAAUUUGAGGCAGUACCUCAAUGACCAUUUCUUCAAGAAUAAUCACGAAGAAAUUUUGGUGUCUCAUAUCGACAGAACUUAUCAUCACAUUCAAACUUCUGCCGAUGAUCUAUUUCAGCAAUUCAAGGAAAUGAUGGAUAAUCACCUUGAGAAGAACAAGGAUCUCAUGCUUGAGAGCUUGAAGACUGCCACUUAUGACGUUAUCCGAAAGGAAAUGCAGUUGUUUGAACCUCAGAAGAAAAAGUGGGAAGACUCAUUCAAAUACAUCAAUAAAUGUGACUCAAUAAACUUCGCGUUCCAAAAUGGUGUCAAAUCUCCACUUUUGGGUAUAAAAUCUACCCUAGGAUCUUCUCAAGAAGCAAUCAACAAGACGAUCACUAAGGUUAAAGAGCAGAUGGAUGAACAUGAGAGUCCUGCCUCAAUGUUGAGCAAUAGCCGUGUCUUCAGCGAGCAGUUUUCUGGUAUCUUGAACAAACAAUCCCUGCUGCAUGAAAGCCUGAAGAAAAGCGUCAUCAUUACGAGUGAUCACGCUGAUGCCGUGGACAAAUUGAAGGAGGCUAUCGACCACGUUGUGAGUGAAAGAGGUUCUUCCAUGGAAGGAGAGCGUGUUGAACAUGUUGACGGCAUUCUGCGAAGGAUGGAUGAGCAAAAUCUACUCUACUUAGACCGGUCUCCUUUAAGACCUGCAAACUUCAAAAUGAAUAAGAGUGAGCGAAAUAGUCCGAACAGAUCAAGUCCAUGCAAGUCUGUUUCUCAUUCACCGUGUAAACAACCAGUGUGUCAUCCCAGGAUCAAUUAUAAACGAUCUCUUACUGACCUAAAUGACGGACAAGAAGAAGGCCUCAAUAAGCUGUCUCGACAUCGUUGCGGUUAA
Torulaspora delbrueckii is the source of this 2877-nucleotide messenger RNA. RefSeq names its product kinesin motor protein CIN8 (gene CIN8). Lineage: Eukaryota; Fungi; Ascomycota; Saccharomycetes; Saccharomycetales; Saccharomycetaceae. Gene Ontology annotation, cellular component: spindle microtubule; nucleus. Gene Ontology annotation, molecular function: ATP binding; plus-end-directed microtubule motor activity; minus-end-directed microtubule motor activity. Gene Ontology annotation, biological process: microtubule-based movement; mitotic spindle assembly. The record is from RefSeq and is a predicted model, not a curated record. Bases 1 to 2877 code for a protein of 958 amino acids. The transcript has a single exon.